AUGAGGGAGAAGGUGAUGAGGAUGUUUAGGGAAGGGAGAAAUGAAGAAGCUAUGGAGAUCCUUAGUAAGCUCAACGACACACGAGGGGUGGCUGAGUUGGCCGUAUCAAGGGUUAUGGAGAAACUCAAUGUCGUGCUGAUUCAAGAACCAGGAGUUUUGGUUGGAGUUGAAAAAGAGGUCCAGUGGAUCCAAAAGAACUUGAUGCGUCUUGGGAUUCUUUUUGGUUAUGACUUCACAGAGGAAUUAAUGGACGUUGCUUAUGAUUUUGAAGAUGUGGUUGAUGACCUUAUACUCAGAUCAACCGCAAAGCAAAGGAGAAGAGGGAAUUGGGAGAGGUUGAGUUUGUUUAUAAGGAUUCACAUGAAGCUGGUAUCGAUCAAUUCUAAGAUCCCUCAUCUUCCUCGUGCUCUAGUAUCAAUACCAUGUUCUUCGAGAGUUCCUAAAUACUUGGAAGAAAUGGAGUGGUCACCCCUGUUCUCGAUACAAAGUCAGAACCUGGCAAAUACAGUUGUUUCCCCAGUGGAAGAGAAGGUAUCAGCUCUGCUAGCUCUGGAGGCACUUCAUCCAGAUUCAAAGAAGGCGGCCACGCGGGUACUAGACAAAUUCAGGUCCCUUGAUAGUUUUCUGAAAGGCUUAGAAUCAGUAGCAAUAGAUGAUAGAGGAAUGGUUUGGAUGGAGGAGCUGUCCCAUGUUUCCCUUUUGGUCGCGGUUGUAAUUCCGGACUUCAUCAACAAUAACCAACAACUCAGAAAGAGAAGUUGGAUGGGAUCUUCUUUUGGAAAGUCCAAAUCUCAGCAUGAUUUUGACAUGAAGAUGGACCAAAUAUAUGCUCAGAUCCAAAAACUCUCCAUUUCCAAGCCUCACAAAGACAGCCAAGAACAGGGUCAAAUUAGAAAGCUAAAGCCUGGAGCAACAACAUUGCCACAACCAACAACACAAGAACCAGAUUUCGCCAGCUUUGCUGAUGAUGUGCAUGCAAUGAUGACACGGUUACUUGCUGAUGAUACGAGUUUCUGUGUGAUUACAAUUAUGGGUAUGGAAGGCAUUGGGAAGACAACCCUAGCAAAGUUGAUCUUUAACAAUAAAGCUGUUGUCGAUCACUUCCCAUUUCGUGCUUGGCCAUCUACAACUGCUUGUUCAACUCUUAGUGAUUUCCAUCAAAUUCUAGUAGACCUGAUGGAACAAUUGAUGAACUACAAGAUGAGAGUCACGAGAGAUACAUGGGUUUCCAGUGAAGACCAAGAAAUGAUGCAGAAGCUGAAAGCUUUCUUUAUUGAUAACAGAUCUCUCAUAGUUAUGGAUGAUCCUUCUAAUUUUUCCUGGCAUGACCUAUUCACCGUGCUUGGAGAUACAUCAAAUGGGACCAGAAUGAUUAGGAUCACUCGCGAAAUGGGUGUUGCUUCAAAUCCUAAAACAAGGAGUGAUUUUCACCCAAUUCGUCUGCGAGCAAAUGAUGAGAGCUGGGCAUUGUUUACCCAUGCUUUGAAGGUAAAUAUUCCCCCAGAACUGCAAAAACUGAAAGGGUAA
Molecule: messenger RNA, 1527 nt
Organism: Vitis vinifera (wine grape)
Lineage: Eukaryota; Viridiplantae; Streptophyta; Magnoliopsida; Vitales; Vitaceae
Product: disease resistance protein RGA2
Exons: 1
Coding region: 1-1527 (508 amino acids)
Biological process (GO): defense response to other organism
Molecular function (GO): ADP binding
Source: RefSeq, a predicted model, not a curated record